UGCGCACUCGCGGGGCCGCGGCGCCGAGAGGGCGGGACCGUUGGGGGUCGGUCGCGGGUCGCUCGGGCCGAGCUCUGGACCGGACGGAACUUGCUCGCCUCGGGCAGUUGCAGGCGUUCGCGGCUCCUCCCGUUCCGCAGGGCCACGCGUUUCUUUUAGAGCUCUCGAUAGAAGCCGACUCGGCGCCGGCCGGCCUCGGCUGUAACGUAAUCAGUCCGCGACACGGCCUCCGUCCGUGGCCGCUGGCACUAGGGAGGCCGCCGCGAUUUCGAAAGACAGAUGGAACCGGAUGUCCUCGCCUGAAAACGAGGACUCCCUGGGGGAAGGCCGUGCCUUGCGACGGCUAAGCACCUCCCGACUCCGGAAAGGGGCCUGCGGCGUCCGCCAUCUUUAUGACAUCAUCGCGUCGCUGCGGCGCCAUCUUCCGCGCAGCCCCGGGAAGCUCCUUUCUUUUCCCGGCGUUCCUGAGAGGGCCGCCCUCGCGGCGUAGAGCCUUUGGGCGCGGGGUACGCUGGGAGUUGUAGUCCCGGCGGACACGGCCUGACGGAGUCUCCGGAAGCGGAGGCGUGAGAGGCCGGGCUGUGCGGGCUCUGGGCAGCGGGACGGCCGAUUGCUGCGGGGCGCUGCUCCCGGGGCAGGCCAUGAACGGGCCGGCGGACGGCGAAGUGGACUACAAGAAGAAGUACCGGAACCUGAAGCGGAAGCUCAAGUUCCUCAUCUACGAACACGAGUGCUUCCAGGAGGAGCUGAGGAAGGCGCAGAGGAAGUUGCUGAAGGUGUCCCGGGACAAGAGUUUCCUCCUAGACCGCCUUCUGCAGUACGAGAACGUGGAUGAAGACUCUUCUGACUCCGAUGCCACCGCAUCUUCAGAUAACAGCGAGACCGAGGGAACGCCCAAGCUGUCAGACACGCCGGCCCCUAAGAGGAAGAGAAGCCCUCCGCUGGGGGGCGCCCCCUCCCCCUCCAGCCUCUCCCUGCCUCCUCCAGCGGGGUUUCCCCUUCAGGCCUCCACGGCCUCCUCCCCGUACCUGAGCUCGCUGGCUUCCCCGCCCUACCCCCCAUUCCCUUCUGACUACCUGGCCCUGCAGCUGCCCGAGCCCAGCCCCCUGAGGCCCAAGCGGGAGAAACGGCCCCGCCUGCCCCGGAAACUCAAGAUGGCGGUGGGACCCCCCGACUGCCCCGUGGGAGGGCCGCUGACCUUCCCAGGCCGGGGUUCUGGGGCCGGGGUGGGGGCGGCCCUGGCCCCCUUGCCGCCCCCCAAGAUGCCCCCCCCCACGAUCCUGAGCGCCGUCCCUCGGCAGAUGUUCAGCGACACGGGCAGCGGGGACGACGCCCUGGACGGGGACGACGACCUGGUGAUCGACAUCCCGGAGUGACCCCGCUCCGGCCGGGCGCCCACCCUGUGCCCGGAUCAGCACGCACGAGCCCCCACUUCCGCAGAGACGUUUAUUGACGUCCAGUUGCCAUGCGGCGGCCGCUGACACAAUCAGAAGAGGCGUAAACAUGCACGAAUGUCCCCCCCACAGAGAGGUGGGUCCCUGUGGGGCAAGGCAGAGGCCCCGCCCUCCCGUCCCGGCCCCAGCCAGGGGACACUUCUUCAGAUGAGUGGCCACGAGCAUCUGCCCGCUCUGGGACGGACAGAGAGCCCGCGGUCGUCUCCCCAUUUAAAAGGGCAGCUGUACAGGGCUAGGUUGGUUGGUUUUUAACGAGGAUUCUGUAUUAAAGGAGUGGCUCUUUUUU
Mustela erminea (ermine) is the source of this 1740-nucleotide messenger RNA. It is a transcript of the gene INO80E, whose product is annotated as INO80 complex subunit E. The record is from RefSeq and is a predicted model, not a curated record. The transcript is spliced from 7 exons. Gene Ontology annotation, cellular component: nucleus; Ino80 complex. The coding region runs from base 642 to 1376 and encodes 244 amino acids. Gene Ontology annotation, biological process: chromatin remodeling. Lineage: Eukaryota; Metazoa; Chordata; Mammalia; Carnivora; Mustelidae.